Molecule: messenger RNA, 4634 nt
Organism: Acipenser ruthenus (sterlet)
Lineage: Eukaryota; Metazoa; Chordata; Actinopteri; Acipenseriformes; Acipenseridae
Product: flotillin-2a
Exons: 11
Coding region: 248-1534 (428 amino acids)
Biological process (GO): regulation of myoblast differentiation; protein localization to plasma membrane
Cellular component (GO): plasma membrane
Source: RefSeq, a predicted model, not a curated record
AUUUGCAACGCCCUCACUCACGGUUUACUGGAAAUGUCAACUUCCAUGCUCUUCUCACGGCCCCUGAACUAGGCAUCCCAUGAUGCAGCAGGAUACGCAGUGUUUUGGAGUAUUUCGUCAGGCUGAUCGGGGCGGAGGCUGUGCGUAGCAAGCGGUUUGUAUUGUAGUGGAGUAUAGCGUCGUGACAAAUAGAGACAAAAUAUAAUCAUAAUAUUACAAAAAUACACAUAAAAAAGCAACAUUUGCUAUGGGGAACUGUCAUACCGUUGGACCAAAUGAAGCCCUGGUUGUUUCAGGUGGCUGCUGUAGUUCUGACAACAAACAGUAUGUGGUGGGAGGAUGGGCCUGGGCCUGGUGGUGCAUUGCAGACACACAGAGAGUGACUCUGGAGGUAAUGACCAUCCUAUGUCGCUGUGAGAAUAUCGAAACCUCGGAGGGUGUCCCCUUGGAUGUGACAGGGGUCGCUCAGGUAAAAAUAAUGACUGACCAGGAGCUGCUAGGAGUUGCUUGUGAACAGUUCUUGGGUAAAAAUGUCCAAGAAAUCAAAGCUGUUGUGUUGCAAACGCUGGAGGGACAUCUUCGUUCAAUUCUGGGCACGCUGACCGUUGAGCAGAUUUAUCAGGACAGAGACCAGUUUGCCAAGCUGGUGCGGGAGGUGGCAGCUCCAGACGUGGGCCGCAUGGGUAUUGAGAUUCUCAGCUUCACCAUCAAGGAUGUCUAUGACAAGGUGGAGUACCUGAGCUCUUUGGGGAAAUCUCAGACCGCUGCUGUGCAGAGAGAUGCAGAUAUUGGUGUGGCCGAGGCUGAGAGGGACGCAGGAAUAAGGGAAGCAGAAUGCAAGAAGGAAAUGAUGGACAUCAAGUUCCAGGCUGACACUAAAAUGGCAGAUUCUAAGCGAGAAUUAGAAAUGCAGAAAGCGUCCUUCAAUCAAGAAGUUAAUACGAAGAAAGCGGAGGCCCAGCUGGCUUACGAGCUGCAAGCAGCGAAGGAACAGCAAAAGAUUCGCCAGGAGGAGAUGGAGAUCGAGGUGGUGCAGCGUAAGAAGCAGAUCACCAUCGAGGAGAAGGAGAUCUCCAGAACAGAGAAGGAGCUCAUCGCCAUGGUCAAGAGACCUGCAGAGGCUGAGGCCUACAAGAUGCAGCAGCUAGCAGAAGGAGAGAAGAUUAAAAAGGUGCUAAUCGCUCAAGCUGAGGCUGAAAAGAUCCGUCGGAUUGGUGAGGCAGAAGCUGCGUCCAUCGAGGCUAUUGGCAAAGCAGAGGCAGAGAAAAUGAAGCUGAAGGCUGAAGCUUAUCAGCAGUACGGAGAUGCAGCCAAGACUGCCCUCGUCUUGGAGGCUCUUCCAAAGAUUGCUGCCAAGAUUGCUGCUCCUCUUGCCAAGAUAGAUGAGAUUGUGAUCCUCAGUGGAGACAGCAGCCGUAUGACUGGAGAGGUUAACCGCUUACUGGCUGAGCUCCCCGUGUCAGUCCACGCUCUCACUGGCGUAGACUUGAUGAAGAUUCCCUUACUCCAGAAAAUGACCAAUCCACAAGCAUGAAAACUCAAAACCAACUAGAGAAUAUGUCUGUUAUGCACUCUCACGUCGACUGCCUUCAAACACUUGAAAAUAGAGUUUUUUCUACAGACAAGUGGUUUUAUUUUUUAUUUUUUUUAAAACCUCUGGUGCCUUAUUUUUUAGGACCAGACUUUAUGCAUGCAACACUUCUCCUUUUUCAUUUUUUUUUUAAAUUAAAUUCAGAUUUAAAUGCUGUUAAAAGCGUGUUCUUUGCAGGGAUCAGAAUACAUGUUAGCCUUCUUCCUUGGUCUACUUCUAACUUCUGCAGCAAUGGAAGAUCAGAGCUGUCAUCUAUUGGUGGAGCAACCAAGGAACCAGGUACAUGUGACUGUUUCAAUCUCUGCUUUUAGCUGUUGUAUAAAAUGUAUCUAGACAACCUUAUCAACCUAUGUUACUGCCAGUUGAAAACUAAAAACGGCAGCAACUACCGCUGAGAAAGCAUGAUUCUACAUUUAAAAAAAAAAAAAAAACAUGGGCAGUGAUUUGUUUAACUUCUGUGGAAGUGGCAUGCUAUUUUGACUCUGUACUGGUGAAAAAACUGGCAGCCUGUUUUAUGAGCCAUUAUUAAUGUUAUUUUUAUGUAUUUUUUAUUAUUAUUAUUAUUAUUGUUUUAUCAGUUUGUAUUUCUUAAGAUUCUGCAGUACCUUUUGAUCCACGUGACACCUGGUGGUUGAAAAACGACACUGCAGCUUUUUUUUAUAUAAACUCAAAAUUGCAUGUGAUACACAGAAACGAUUUCUAAUUUGUAAAUUAACUUAACCUUUUUUUUCUUUCUUUCUUUGUCACGGUUUCAUUAUCACCAUUGUGGAAUUUUUAAAAAAAUUUUAUAUAUAUAUUUUGCUUCCAGAAAUAAAUUAUGUACAGAAGCAGAUUUUUUAAAAGAGGAAUGUCACCCUUAGGAUAGAAGUUUGCUUUGUACAGUGUAUUUUUCUGAAACACAAAAUGGCACUGAAGAUUAUAGGCCACCACAAGGCUUUUGUUUUAAAUCUCUGUGGAAAAAAUCGAUUUGCUGAAACUUAAAAAGACAGUUACAUUAUCAGAAAUAGCAGAGCCAGUCAGUAGAUAUAUCGAUGUGUAAAGCCAUAUCACAAUGUUUCAACGGCCUUAAAGGAGCAGACCAGUGAGUAUGCUGUAAUGUUGCUCAAGCUGCCCUUAUAUCCUGUAUAUUGGUUUGGGUCCCAUAACUGGGAUCACAGUACUACAACUUGACAUGGACAAAAUUUGUAGGGUUUUAACUUUCUAAUCCACUGUUUUAGUGACUUUUUAUCGCUUACAGAGUAUUUAUUAUAGCGUCUUGCAGUAUUUAUAGUGUUCGUGUAGGUGGGAAAACGUUCAAUCAAUACUACAAAUGUUUGUCAUUUUUUACACGGUCGCUUGACCACUUGGUGAGUGCUGCUGACGUGGAAAUACCUUUCAUUGCAAAGCUCUAAUAUUGGACAGGAAUCAAAAGAUGUGCAGUAAGAGUCGAGCACGACCAGCACUUACUGUGUCAGCGUUUACUAAUAAAAACAGCCACCUUUCGUCUGUUUCUCAUAGGGACCACGCAGCGCUUGCUGUCCAGUCUGAUUAGAACUAUUUCUCUACAUUAGUCAUGGUGGCCAGGUGUCUUUAUAAUGAGCCUCUACAUAAACUAUAUACUGCCACUAACGACCGAGGCUGUAGCAUUGGUGUAAGAGUAAAAUAUGUUUUAAACAUUUAUAAAAAAAAUUAUAAUUUGAGUAGUACAUGGGUUAAGACACCAGUGAUUAUUCUGUGACAUAUUCCUUAUCUUCAUAUUCCUCUCAAGGUUUGAACUCCUUGAAAUUAAAAAAGACGAGAACUAUGUAAGCCAAUAGUUUCCGGCGAGCAUCCCAAGGAAGAGGUUAACACUAAAGCAGACCGUGGCCACUAGACUGAUGCUGCAGAGAGGGCUGAUAGGAAUCAUUAGGGGUCAUUCUGUCUUUUGAAUUUAACUUCUUUUUUUCUACCGGUCGUGCUAUAUUAUCUUUUGUAACAUAGCAAUCAAACCGCGGGUCUCAGUUUUUUCAAGUGCCUCGGGAUGAAAAUGAUCUUCUUUUCUAGCCAGGGUUGUUUUACUAUCAAUCUUCCGAAACCGUUGUGCUUUUUAUUAAUCCCUUUUCCUUCUGGCUUUCACACGGGAGAGGAGCAAAACCAAAACAAUCAUGAAAUGAAGAAAAAAAAAACUGAAGCAGUGCGGAAAACUUACAAGUUUGGUAGAAGAAAACUUUGUGCUUGUUUCUAAAUGUGUAUAUAUAUAUUUUUUUUAAACUUGAUUAUCAUAUACUAUACUGCAUAUACUAGUAUAUCGUAUUGUAUUUUGUAAAUCAGUUGUUUAAUCAUCCAGAACCUGUAUUUCACAUGCAAGUGAAUAAUCGCUCACCAUCCACACAUUCUGGCUCUUUUUUUUUUUUUUUUUAAAUCAAUGGCUGAAAUAAUUUUAUUGUAGUUCGCCUUAAGAACGGGUGUCACCUUUUUUUUUUUUUUGCCUUUUAUGUUUUUCAUCUGAUUUGCAGAAAAUAUGCUUUUUACAAGCUUUUCUCAAAAGCGAAUUGAGUAAGGCGAUGGGAUCCUGUUAAAGCGUCCCAUCCAAAAUGUUAUUAGUCUGUAUAGGUGCUUUACUUUAAAGACUCAUUUUUAUUUUGGUUGUGCGCUUGGUUGACCUCAUAUUAGUGCCAAAAACUGACCAAAAUAUAUUCGGAACACAGACUGGACAGUGUCGUUGCUUACAUGUUGAGGGUGGUAUUUAGAGACUCGUGCUUUCCAGAAGGAGCGAGCUGUUCAAUAUAGGAGCUUAAGGAUGUGGAGGAACGACCAUCAGUACAUUUUGUCAAUCACUUCUUUUUUUUUUAAACAAUUAGGCAUAGCAAGGAGUUUGUGUCUGCUUUGCGCACUGAGGUAAUUCUAAAUGUGUAUCAGUGAAGUGAACGCUAUGGAGAAGAAUGUUAUGUACUCAAGUCAUCAUUCUCCUGCAUGUACAUCUAUUUGCUUGUGCCUCUUGUGUUGUUCAUUCAUUGAUUUGUAGCUGUUACCCUGACAUAUUGGAAUGUUACAUAACAUACAUGGAAUAAAUGUUCUGCUAUCA